Messenger RNA from Cylicostephanus goldi, 942 nucleotides. The record is from the annotation of a GenBank genome assembly. Lineage: Eukaryota; Metazoa; Nematoda; Chromadorea; Rhabditida; Strongylidae.
AUGGAAAAGGGUAUUCUUCCCUUUGGGACCCGCCAGGAGGAAAAUACUAUAAACGAUGUUAUUGGAAGUAACAGGGUGGCUGGAAGAAGAUGUGGAGACUUGACUUCGGCACCUAUUCAACCUGAUAUUCAGGGACAAUCUUACGGAAGAUACGAAGACUAUAAAUCUAACGACAAUUCAGCUUACGAAAAUUUUUCCCGAAACGAAGCGAUACAGUACCCUAGGGAAGUUACUGAAACCAAGCCCUCUACUGAAAAUAACUUCGAACCAAGCAGAAGAUAUGAAAACACGACUUUUUCAGCCCCUCAGCCCCCUACUCUAAGCCAACCGAGCCGGAAUUAUGAAGAUGAUUUAAAAGCUAUCAGUAAUGGAACUUUCUUCCGGAAUGAUUCGCUUCAGUCUCCUGGAGAAGGUGGCUCCAGGUUGCUUAUGGAAAAAGUUGAGCCUAAUUCCGAACCGAGCAAUAAUUCACAAAAUUUGAGUUCCUUAGCCGCUUAUCCUGAAGGUCAGGGCCAACCGAGUCGAAAUUAUGAAGUUGAUUUUAAAGCUAUCAAUAAUGGAACAUUCUUCCGGAACGAUUCGCUUCAGUCUCCUGAGGAAAAUUCCCGAAUACCUUCGUAUAAGGCAGCUACCCUCCCUUCUGAACAUAACUUUAGCAACACGAGCAACUCGUCCAAAGUUGAAAAUAUAAUUCGUCACUACAGUGGUCCCUUCACCAACGAAAUCGGACCUACCAGAGCUGUUCCUGGUAGAUUUGGGGAAUUUCCGUCAACAAAUAGACCUUUUGGUCCAACGACAUAUCCUAAAAGAUAUGAAGAAUACGAACCAGCUAGAACUCCAGCAGAAGUUGAAAGCCAUCCCAGCGAAAGAUAUGAAGAUAUCAAAUCAACGAAUAAUGUGAUUGAAGAAAGGAAAUAUCCUAUGGAAAGCGAAAAUCGGUAA